AUCGUCUGUUCGUUCGUAUCUGCAAGUUGUCGGGCUGAACGCUUUUUAUAGAUAAAGUGAUUUAAUCAAUGUUAUUUUGUCUAAGUUGUUAAAAUUAGAAGCUUUUGCUUUUGGACAGUGAUUCAAUUCAUCACACUGCAUAAAAUUCAUUACUGUUGAAACAUGGCUUUUGUUAAAUUAUGUUCAUCCAUAAGUAAACAAAUCAUUCAACCUGCAUUUAGAGUUCAGAAACUAUCUACUCCUUUUUCAAGGAGCCUAUCAACAGCUGCAAAUUAUGAAUUUAUUAAAGUUGAGAAAAAGGGUGAGAAAGAGAACAUUGGACUGAUAACUUUGAACAGGAAAAAAGCCCUGAAUGCUCUUUGUGAUGGUUUGAUGAAUGACAUUUCUAAUGCUUUAGACAGUUUAGAAGCUGAUAAAAGUAUUGGAGCUAUUGUUUUAACUGGAAGUGAAAAAGCAUUUGCAGCUGGAGCUGAUAUUAAAGAAAUGCAAAACAAAACAUUUUCUGAAUGUUUCAGUGGAAGUUUCCUUAGUGCCUGGGAUCGUGUCUCUAAAACUACUAAGCCAAUUAUCGCUGCCGUGAAUGGAUAUGCGCUUGGUGGUGGCUGUGAGUUAGCUAUGAUGUGUGACAUAAUCUAUGCAGGAGAAGGUGCAAAAUUUGGGCAACCAGAGAUUUUAAUUGGAACCAUUCCUGGUGCUGGUGGAACUCAAAGAUUAACCAAAGCAGUCGGAAAAUCUAAAGCAAUGGAGAUAGUACUAACUGGAAAUCAAUUCACUGCCAUUGAAGCUGAAAAAUGGGGCCUAGUCAGCAAAGUAUUCCCUGUUGAACAAGUGGUUGAUGAAGCAAUUAAGUUAGGAGAAAAAAUAUGCACCAAUUCUAAUCUUAUUGUUGCUAUAUGCAAAGAAUCUGUCAAUAGUGCAUAUGAAACCACCCUUAGUGAGGGAUUGAGAACUGAAAAAAGGUUGUUCUAUUCUACAUUUGCUACAAAAGAUCGUAAAGAAGGAAUGACUGCAUUUUUAGAAAAAAGAAAACCAGAUUUUACUGGCGAAUGAAAUACACAUCAAUGCUAAUUUGCCUUUAUUACAAGUUAGGUGUGAAUAUCGUAUGGAAUAGUGAAGUAUAUUUUGAAUUGUUGUAUUAAUAAAAGUGUUUUAUAUUUUUCAAUAAAAAAAUGAAUA
Uloborus diversus is the source of this 1176-nucleotide messenger RNA. RefSeq names its product enoyl-CoA hydratase, mitochondrial-like (gene Echs1). The record is from RefSeq and is a predicted model, not a curated record. NCBI's taxonomy places the organism in Eukaryota, Metazoa, Arthropoda, Arachnida, Araneae, Uloboridae. Gene Ontology annotation, biological process: fatty acid beta-oxidation. Bases 163 to 1050 code for a protein of 295 amino acids. Gene Ontology annotation, molecular function: enoyl-CoA hydratase activity. Gene Ontology annotation, cellular component: mitochondrion. The transcript has 8 exons.